This is a messenger RNA of Phymastichus coffea, 1475 nucleotides long. Its product is annotated as ankyrin-3-like. The coding region runs from base 28 to 1278 and encodes 416 amino acids. The transcript has 3 exons. Gene Ontology annotation, molecular function: protein binding. Gene Ontology annotation, cellular component: ciliary inversin compartment. Lineage: Eukaryota; Metazoa; Arthropoda; Insecta; Hymenoptera; Eulophidae. The record is from RefSeq and is a predicted model, not a curated record. Gene Ontology annotation, biological process: protein localization to ciliary inversin compartment.
CCCAGCCAGCACGUAGUCAAGCUGCUUAUGGCAAUCAAAACCACCAGCCGUGAGUUGUUCGAGACCAUUUUGAAUAAGGAGGGACUGCCAUCAUCAGAGAAUAACGCGGAUUAUAAGGUCCUGAAGAAAGCCUUGAUGUACGGAUGCCCGGACAUAGCAGGAAUUCUACUCGAUCGUGGCUGCCGAGCGAACAAUCAACUCCUCAAUGAUAACUCGCCUUUGCACCUUGCUGUUUCGAGACGCAACUGCAUAAAACUCGUUCGUCAGCUAAUCGAUUGUGGAGCCAGGGUUGACCAGAAGAAUCGCAAGGAUGAGACGCCUCUUCACGUUGCUUUCGAUUUGGCCGAAGGAAAAGUCGUCGAUCUUUUACUUGAACACCAUUUAAGGAAUCGUUUGACUAAUGAGAGCAAUCGCAUUGGCAUGACGUAUCUGCAUAUCGCUGCUAGCAGAAAGAAGUUGGAUAACGUGAGGAGACUGGUGGAGGACGGCAAGGCUCUUGUGAAUUGUCAGGUUGACAAAAAAUCUGCAUCACCAUACGCCGGUUUCACGCCGUUACACAUGGCCGUGGAGUUCAACAAUCAAAAGGUAGCGAAGCUGCUACUGCGCAAUGGCGCUGAUUUGUGGGCCUGUGAUUCCCGAGGAUCAACACCUCUUCAUCUUGCGCUUGAACGUAAGAACGUUAAGAUGGUAGAAUGUUUGUUCAAAUAUGACUUCAAAAGAGAGAACUACGUGAAUGGGUGCAGCUUAUCACACUUUAUGGCAGCAUGUAUAAUCGGAGAUCCAACCGUGGUUGCUGACUAUCUGAUGAACCCAGUGAACAGCAAGACGGCAUUGAUCAACGAACGUGUCAGCGAAUUCUCCGAUAUGAGCUAUCCAUUCAAAAACUACACGCCUCUUCACUUCGCUGCUGAAUAUGGGCGUCAGGAUAUCGUUCGGCUUUUAAUUAACAACGGUGCUCAUUGCCGAAAGAACAAACGCAACGGGGUGAUGCUGGAACAUCUUGCGGAUGUGGAUGGUUAUCAUAAAGCUGCCGAUUUAUUUGUCACGCGCUGCCUGCAACACAGUUGGAGCUUGGAUAUUAGUUCUUUAAAAAUCACCGAAGACGAAAAGCUGGAGGAUAUAAUGAUGGUAUGUGAUGAUGAUGAUGAGUCGGGAUAUUUUGAUGAUAGCAGUAGUAAUACAAGCGUAAGUUACGACGAUACCGACGAAAACCGUAUGUCGUAUGUUACCGAUGAUUCGGCCUUUUGGGAGGACGAUAUUACGGAUUAUAUAUUGUAAGAUUUUGUGCUUUAUUUCCAAUGUGUAAUAUUUAAUUUUUAUAGGUCAGUAAGUAAACCAUGUGAAGUUUAUGUAUAAAUGCCUUUAUAUAGCGUGUAACAUCCAAAGAGUGCAUCUUCUAGUCGACUCGUUUAUUGCUAGCAUGCAGUGAUAUUAAAUAUAAUACGCGUUCUCUAUAUGACUUCAAUAUAGACAAA